AUGGUCGGCCGGGCGGUGUGUUGUCAUCCGCGGAGCGACGGACGGAGGCGGCGGCGGAGCCCCGGCGGGGCGUUUGGUUUCGGUUUGGCCCUGACUGGGAUUAGUGUUGACGGUCGAAAUGGGAGUCCCCAAGUUUUACCGAUGGAUCUCAGAGCGGUAUCCCUGCCUCAGCGAAGUGGUGAAAGAGCAUCAGAUUCCUGAAUUUGACAACUUGUACCUGGAUAUGAAUGGAAUUAUACAUCAGUGCUCCCAUCCUAAUGAUGAUGAUGUUCACUUUAGAAUUUCAGAUGAUAAAAUAUUUACUGAUAUUUUUCACUACCUGGAGGUGUUGUUUCGCAUUAUUAAACCCAGGAAAGUGUUCUUUAUGGCUGUUGAUGGUGUGGCUCCUCGAGCAAAAAUGAACCAGCAGCGUGGGAGGCGUUUUAGGUCAGCAAAGGAGGCAGAAGACAAAAUUAAAAAGGCAAUAGAGAAGGGAGAAACUCUUCCUACAGAGGCCAGAUUUGAUUCCAACUGUAUCACACCAGGAACUGAAUUUAUGGCCAGGUUACAUGAGCAUCUGAAGUAUUUUGUAAAUAUGAAAAUUUCCACAGACAAGUCAUGGCAAGGAGUUACCAUCUACUUCUCAGGCCAUGAGACUCCUGGAGAAGGAGAGCAUAAAAUCAUGGAAUUUAUCAGAUCCGAGAAAGCAAAGCCAGAUCAUGAUCCAAACACCAGACACUGUCUUUAUGGUUUAGAUGCUGACUUGAUUAUGCUUGGAUUAACAAGUCAUGAGGCACAUUUUUCUCUCUUAAGAGAAGAAGUUCGAUUUGGUGGCAAGAAAACACAACGGGUAUGUGCUCCAGAAGAAACUACAUUUCACCUUCUACACUUGUCUUUAAUGAGAGAGUAUAUUGAUUAUGAGUUUUCAGUAUUAAAAGAAAAGAUCACAUUUAAAUAUGAUAUUGAAAGGAUAAUAGAUGAUUGGAUUUUGAUGGGGUUUCUUGUUGGUAAUGAUUUUAUCCCUCAUCUACCUCAUUUACAUAUUAAUCAUGAUGCACUGCCUCUUCUUUAUGGAACAUAUAUUACCAUCCUGCCAGAACUUGGGGGUUAUAUUAAUGAAAGUGGGCAUCUCAACUUACCUCGAUUUGAGAAAUACCUUGUGAAACUAUCAGAUUUUGAUCGGGAGCACUUCAGUGAAGUUUUUGUGGACCUAAAAUGGUUUGAAAGCAGAGUUGGUAACAAGUACCUCAACGAAGCAGCAGGUGUAGCAGCAGAAGAAGCCAGAAACUACAAGGAAAAGAAAAAAUUAAAGGGCCAGGAAAAUUCUCUGUGUUGGGCUGCUUUAGACAAAAAUGAAGGCGAAAUGAUAACUUCUAAGGAUAAUUUAGAAGAUGAGACUGAAGAUGAUGACCUAUUUGAAACUGAGUUUAGACAAUAUAAAAGAACAUAUUACAUGACGAAGAUGGGGGUUGACAUAGUAUCUGAUGACUUUCUGGCUGAUCAAGCUGCAUGUUAUAUUCAGGCAAUACAGUGGAUUUUGCACUAUUACUAUCAUGGAGUUCAGUCCUGGAGCUGGUAUUAUCCGUAUCAUUAUGCACCUUUCCUAUCUGAUAUACGCAACAUCAGUACACUCAAAAUCCAUUUUGAACUAGGAAAACCUUUUAAGCCGUUUGAACAGCUUCUUGCUGUACUGCCAGCAGCCAGCAAAAAUUUACUUCCUACAUGCUACCAGCAUUUGAUGACCAGUGAAGACUCACCAAUUAUAGAAUAUUACCCACCUGAUUUUAAAACUGACCUAAAUGGGAAACAACAGGAAUGGGAAGCUGUGGUGUUAAUCCCUUUUAUUGAUGAGAAGCGAUUAUUGGAAGCCAUGGAGACAUGUAACCACUCCCUCAAAAAAGAAGAGAGGAAAAGAAACCAACAUAGUGAGUGCCUAAUGUGCUGGUAUGAUAGAGACACAGAGUUUGUCUACCCUUCUCCAUGGCCGGAAAAAUUCCCUGCCAUAGAACGGUGUUGUACAAGGUAUAAAAUAAUAUCAUUAGAUGCUUGGCGUGUAGACAUAAACAAAAACAAAAUAACCAGAGUUGACCAGAAGGCAUUAUAUUUCUGUGGAUUUCCUACUCUGAAACACAUCAAACACAAAUUUUUUUUGAAGAAAAGUGGCGUUCAAGUAUUCCAGCAAAGCAGUCGUGGAGAAAACAUGAUGUUGGAAGUCUUAGUGGAUGCAGAAUCAGAUGAACUUACCGUAGAAAAUGUAGCUUCAUCAGUGCUUGGAAAAUCUGUCUUUGUUAAUUGGCCUCACCUUGAGGAAGCUAGAGUUGUGGCUGUAUCAGAUGGAGAAACUAAGUUUUACUUGGAAGAACCUCCAGGAACACAGAAGCUUUAUUCAGGAAGAACUGCCCCACCAUCUAAAGUGGCUCAUCUUGGAGAUAAAGAGCAAUCUAACUGGGCAAAGGAAGUACAAGGAAUUUCAGAACAUUACCUGAGAAGAAAAGGAAUAAUAAUAAAUGAAACAUCUGCAGUUGUGUAUGCUCAGUUACUCACAGGUCGUAAAUAUCAAAUAAAUCAAAAUGGUGAAGUUCGUCUAGAGAAACAGUGGUCAAAACAAGUUGUUCCUUUUGUUUAUCAAACUAUUGUCAAGGACAUCCGAGCUUUCGACUCCCGUUUCUCCAAUAUCAAAACAUUGGAUGAUUUGUUUCCUCUGAGAAGUAUGGUCUUUAUGCUGGGAACACCCUAUUAUGGCUGCACUGGAGAAGUGCAGGAUUCAGGUGACGUGAUUACAGAAGGUAGGAUUCGUGUGAUUUUCAGCAUUCCAUGUGAACCCAAUCUUGAUGCUUUAAUACAGAACCAGCAUAAAUAUUCUAUAAAGUACAACCCAGGAUAUGUGUUGGCCAGUCGCCUUGGAGUGAGUGGAUACCUUGUUUCAAGGUUUACAGGAAGUAUUUUUAUUGGAAGAGGAUCUAGGAGAAACCCUCAUGGAGACCAUAAAGCAAAUGUGGGUUUAAAUCUCAAAUUCAACAAGAAAAAUGAGGAGGUACCUGGAUAUACCAAGAAAGUUGGAAGUGAAUGGAUGUAUUCAUCUGCAGCAGAACAACUUCUGGCAGAGUACUUAGAGAGAGCUCCGGAACUAUUUAGCUAUAUAGCCAAAAAUAGCCAAGAGGAUGUAUUCUAUGAAGAUGACAUUUGGCCUGGAGAAAAUGAGAAUGGUGCUGAGAAAGUUCAAGAAAUUAUUACUUGGCUAAAAGGACAUCCUGUCAGUACUUUAUCUCGUUCUUCUUGUGAUUUACAAAUUCUGGAUGCAGCUAUUGUUGAGAAAAUUGAGGAAGAAGUCGAAAAGUGCAAGCAAAGAAAGAAUAAUAAGAAGGUGCGAGUAACAGUGAAGCCCCAUUUGCUAUACAGACCUUUAGAACAGCAACAUGGAGUCAUUCCUGAUCGGGAUGCAGAAUUUUGUCUUUUUGACCGUGUUGUAAAUGUGAGAGAAAACUUCUCAGUUCCAGUUGGCCUUCGAGGCACCAUCAUAGGAAUAAAAGGAGCUAAUAGAGAAGCUGAUGUACUGUUUGAAGUAUUAUUUGAUGAAGAAUUUCCUGGAGGGUUAACAAUAAGAUGCUCGCCUGGUAGAGGUUAUCGACUGCCAACAAGUGCCUUGGUGAACCUUUCUCAUGGGAGUCGCUCUGAAACUGGAAAUCAGAAGUUGACAGCUAUUGUAAAACCACAACCAGCUGUGCAUCACUAUAGCUCAAAUUCAUCAGUUUCCUGUGGGCAUUUGGGAGGCCUCAACCAUUCCCCUCAAUCACUUUUUGUUCCUACUCAAGUAUCUGCUAAAGAUGAUGAUGAAUUCUGCAACAUUUGGCAGUCCUUACAGGGAUCUGGAAAGAUGCAACACUUUCAGCCAGCUGUACAAGAGAAGGGUGCAGUUCUACCUCAAGAAAUAAGCCAAGUAAACCAACAUCAUAAAUCUGGCUUUAAUGACAACAGUGUUAAAUAUCAGCAAAGAAAACAUGAUCCUCACAGAAAAUUUAAAGAAGAGGAUAAGAGUCCUAAAGCUGAGUGUUGGUCCCAAAAAAUGUCCAAUAAGCAGCCUAACUCUGGAAUUGAGAACUUUCUAGCAUCUUUGAAUAUCUCCAAAGAAAAUGAAGUACAGUCAUCUCAUCAUGGGGAGCCUCCAAGUGAAGAGCAUUUAUCACCACAAUCAUUUGCCAUGAAGGGAACACGGAUGCUUAAAGAAAUUCUAAAAAUUGAUGGCUCUAACACUGUGGACCAUAAGAAUGAAAUGAAACAGAUUGGUAAUGAAAUCCCUGUUUCCUCUAUUAGAAGAGAUGAAUAUGGAUUACCCUCUCACCCUAAACAAAAUAAGAAAUUAGCAUCUUAUGUGAACAAGCCUCACAGUGCUCGUGAGUACCAUAAUGUUCAGUCUAUGGACAAUGUGUGUUGGCCUGCCCCCAGCCAGAUCCCUCCUGUAUCCACACCAGUAACUGAACUUUCUCGAAUUUGUUCCCUUGUUGGAAUGCCACAACCUGAUUUCUCCUUUCUUAGGACGCCGCAGACAAUGACUGUUUGCCAAGUAAAAUUAUCUAAUGGCUUACUGAUACAUGGGCCACAGUGCCACUCUGAAAAUGAAGCCAAGGAGAAAGCUGCACUUUUUGCUUUACAACAAUUGGGCUCCUUAGGCGUGAAUUUCCCUUUGCCUUCACCAGUAUUUGCAAAUUAUCCUUCAGCUGUACCACCCGGAACCAUUCCUCCAGUCUUUCCCCCACCUACUGGCUGGGAUCACUAUGGAAGCAACUAUGCAUUGGGGGCAGCUAAUAUAAUGCCUUCAUCAUCUCAUCUCUUUGGCUCAAUGCCAUGGGGACCAUCAGUGCCAGUUCCUGGGAAGCCUUUCCAUCAUACUUUAUAUUCUGGGACCAUGCCCAUGGCUGGGGGAAUGCCAGGGGGUGUGCACAAUCAGUUUAUACCUCUGCAGGUUACUAAAAAAAGGGUUGCAAACAAAAAGAACUUUGAGAAUAAGGAAGCCCAGAGUUCUCAAGCCGCUCCAGUUCAGACUAGCCAGCCAGAUUCUUCCAACAUUGUCAAAGUAAGUCCACAGGAGAGCUCAUCAGCUUCUUUGAAGUCCUCUCAGAUUGCUCAACCUGCAUCUUCUUUUCAAGUUGAAACGGCCUCUCAAGGCCGUAGUAUAUCUUACCAUAAGUCAACACCAAGCUCUUCUUCAAGAAGAAAAUCAAGAAAACUGGCUGUCAAUUUUGGUGUUUCUAAACCUUCUGAGUAAAUUUGGCUGUUGGAAUUAAUUUCUUCUCUUUCCAUCUACCUUUUUAUAAAUCCAUAUCUAUAUCUCAUAAAAAUUAGAAUUUACUAUUUUAAAAAAAGAUGUGUAAAUUGAAAUUUUUUCAUUUUUAAUUUAUCAGGCACUUUUCAUGCUGUUCAAAAGACUGUGUAUCAAAUUGUGCACUUUAAGUAUGUGCAGUUUGUUGUAUGUCAAUUAUACCUCAAUGAAUCUGUAAUAAAAAACUAAAUUAAACCUUGCAUUAAAAUAACAUCACAGUAUCAGUGGACUAAACAUUAAAAUGUACCACUCUAAUCAUUGGCCUCAUCAUUGAAGCAUCCAGAACUAUGAAUUAGACAUCAGUUAAUAAUCCCAGCAAUAAUAAGCAUUUUUUACACUAUCAUUGAGGAAUAAUGACAUGGAGCAUGAAAUUUGGCCCCCAGUAUAACUUACUGAAUGUGGAUUUUAUUUCCCUUGUCCAUGAUGUGAGAAAAUUGUCAGGAGAAUGGCUCUUAUUUAUAUGUAUUUUAACUUAACGCUUUGUUGUCUCUGAGGGACCCUUAGACCUGCUGCGAAAGGAUCACAUUUGUUGUGGUGCUGCCAGUUUUGCUUUAUUCUAAAUUUUGUACCAAAGCAACUUUAGAAUAAUCAGAAUAUUUCAUCUAACUGCUUAGAACUAUAAAUAGCAUUCUAAAUUUGAGUAAAUACAAUUUUUUAGAUUACUCAAGAACCAGCAUUAGGAAUUUCUAAUAAAAUUGUUUCAAAAUCUACAGGGUACAAUGAUUACAAAUUAAUCUUCUAACAAAAUAUGAAAUAUUAGUCAUGUUAAUAAAUUGUAUUAUUUUAUAUGGCUUUUUAUUUGCUUACCUGACAUUUUAUGAGAGCUUCAUGGUUGGUCAGUAUGUAGUGCUUCCUGGGACUGAAGAAAUUCUAACUGUUAAGUUCCAAGGUGUGCUACAAUAUAGGAGGCACAGUCAUCAGUUUGUGACAUACAUUAUUUACCACCUAUUUCAUUCUAAUUCUGUAUUUUUAGCUUUAUGCUGAACUGUUCAGUGAUGCUGGGAUUCUCUCUUUGCAUGUCAUAUGUGAAUGUGUGGUUCAACCUAUAACUGUUGAAAUUAUUGUAGAAUUUAUGAAGAUUUCUCAGCAGGGCCUAUGUUUAUAUAUAUAUAUAUUUAUUAUUUAGUUUUUGUGUUAUGCUUAUAUUUUUAAGGAAGUAAGUUAUAGCAUACUUUUUUAAAAGUAGGAACCACAAUCUUUAUAUGGAGCAGCUUGUUAUAUCUGAUUUUCAUUUAGCUCGUUGGAAACUCUGCCAUGACUCUUAAAGUAGUCUUAUUUGUUUUUUAAAAUGCUGGUAUUAAACUAAAUGGACUCCUUUCACUAA
Molecule: messenger RNA, 6620 nt
Organism: Rhinopithecus roxellana (golden snub-nosed monkey)
Lineage: Eukaryota; Metazoa; Chordata; Mammalia; Primates; Cercopithecidae
Gene: XRN1
Product: 5'-3' exoribonuclease 1
Exons: 42
Coding region: 119-5242 (1707 amino acids)
Biological process (GO): rRNA catabolic process; nuclear-transcribed mRNA catabolic process
Cellular component (GO): nucleus
Molecular function (GO): RNA binding; 5'-3' RNA exonuclease activity
Source: RefSeq, a predicted model, not a curated record